Molecule: messenger RNA, 1272 nt
Organism: Rhinichthys klamathensis goyatoka
Lineage: Eukaryota; Metazoa; Chordata; Actinopteri; Cypriniformes; Leuciscidae
Product: thrombomodulin
Exons: 1
Coding region: 186-1229 (347 amino acids)
Cellular component (GO): membrane
Molecular function (GO): calcium ion binding; transmembrane signaling receptor activity
Source: RefSeq, a predicted model, not a curated record
GUGACCCGUCAUUUUGGGGGUAGGCUAUUCCUCGGCUCCCUCAGGCGGGGUUUCCUUCCUAUGUUUACCUUUAGGCCUCUGUAAUGGGUUUUCUAAAGUUAGGAAUAUUCAAUGCUUUUAAAGCCAUAUAGACUAUCCUCGUGCAGCUCAAGUUGCCGUAGCCUACCUCUUGAAAUCAAGAUAGGAUGGAUUCUUAUUAUGGACAAACUAUUUUGAUUUUCAUCGUGUUAAUUUCGUCUUGUGCUGGAUUGGGGCAUAGCUGUGCUUGCUCAAGUAAUCUAAAACAUUGUGCAAACAUCUACCAAAUACCAGCGGACUUUCAAACGGCUCAAGAGAAUUGCAGAGAACGGGGCGGUCAAUUCUCUAUCCAACCGAAUGCAUCUGAUAAAGUUUUCGGCUUUCUUCUUGAUAACAUGAUCGGACACUUUUGGAUAGGACAACAUUUUCCAAAGGAUAAGUGCUCAAGUAAUACGAGUGCAUUACGCGAAAGAGAAAUGACCACGGAAUUGACGAACUUGGAGAGCGCAGAAACGGCGUGCGUUCCUCUCUGCGUGUCUGUCUCCAGCGACAGAACAUUGACGGUGAAACCAUGCGCAGAAAAACUGGAUGGAUUUCUGUGUGAGGACCCUCAGGAGGAUCUCUGCAGAGGAAGCGUGGUCAUCCUGGACAAUGCGCGAUGUAUGUAUGCACCCUGUGAACAUACAUGUAUUCCUAUGGAAACCGGAUACAGGUGUUCGUGUCGUGAGCGAUUCCGUCCUAAUGCACGGGAUCCACGCCGCUGUGACUUCUAUUGCGCAACGUCAGUUUGUGAAGCGCUAUGUAUGAAAAGCGGGACGGCGUGUUGGUGUCCGGAUGGCUUUGUUAGAAGCGAACAAACCUGCGUAGAUAUAGAUGAAUGUGAAUCAAAUCAUGACUGCGCUCACAUGUGUAUAAAUACGAUAGGGAGUUAUAGAUGUGAUUGCUUUCAGCCCUUUAUCCUCGUUAAUGGAAGUGAAUGCGUUCUCGAUCUUAGUGGUCAAGUAUUCACAACACCGUCCCCUAAUUAUAUAGCACGGGGGAGCCUGUCGACCCCAGGAGAAUAUGUUGGGCUGAUAAUAUUCCUAGUAGUAGCUGCUUUUGCUCUAUUAGUACUUGUGCGUUAUUUGCGCGGUCGUAAAGCAACUGUACAGGAAUGCAAUCCACCAGAUUAUGACGAGUUUCAAGGAAGUGUAGCCUAUUCAAGUGAAUGAUAACUGCUACAUAACCGUGUGUUUUUUUUUUAAGUUGAUAGUA